GUUGAUUUUGAGGGUUUUUGGCUUGAGCUGUGGUGGGAUCGUGAUAUUUGAGCACUUGCUACUACAAUAAUUAAUUGUAACAUCUGAGGAGCUUGAAACUUGAUAGAGAGGAUAGCAAGAAUGGCAUACUAUUCCGACCCCUUCAUCUACCUCCUCUUCACAAUCGACCCCGGGCUCGGGUGCAUCAGUUUUAAUGCCCUCGUAGCAUUCAUCGUUACGCUCGCCGUCCUGUUCGCGAUCGUACGGCGCUCGAAAGAUUGGCCCGAAGCCAUCAGAUUACAUGUCGGCCUUGCUUUACUCUCACUAUGGCUCAUAACCCACUGGAUCGACUCGGUAAUCAGCCACGUCGACCGCAACGUCACAGCGUACGCUCAAAUAUACACCAUGUUCACGCAUAUCAUUCGCAUCUGCACCGACGUCCUCGUUAUCACAGGCCUCUGGCGCAUCAUCAUCCGGUACGAUUUCCUGCGGCCCUUGAAAGUGGAUGCAUUUGCCGAUAACUUGUUUUCGGGCGUUCUGUGGACGUUGGCGACGGUCCAUAUCGCGCUCUUAGUAGCGGCGACGGGGCUGUGGUUGAAGAAUCAGAAUGGGGAUGAAGAUGAAACGGAGAGGGUUGCGAGGGCGAGGAGCGCGCUGGAGGUUACGUAUAUAACGGUGCAGUUUUGUGCUAUGCUUGUUAUGAGUAUUUAUGCGUGUUCGAGGGCCACGGAGAGGCAGACGGGUUGUGCUUAUUAUGAUGAAUUCGGAUACAUGGCUCAUGCGGCAUUUGCGCUGUUGCUGAGGUCCUUUUGCGAGAUCGUCAUCGUGGGACAGCUUGAUCGUUCUCACUCUGAUAUCUAUGAUCCUCAGAGAGCUAGAGAUGUCAUGUACGGGCUCUGUAGCAUUUAUCUUGUCUUGGUGGUGGCAUUUGCAGUUCCUGAGAAGGGCAAGGAAGAUCCACUCGUAAUCAAGGAUCAUGCAGCAGUGGAGGAAAUCAAGAGACUAAUUGAAGAAAGAAUCGCGGAGGUAACAGAUGGCGGAAAGAAUACUGCACCGACAAUGUCUAGUGUUCUAAACGGGAUUGAAGAGAAUCUGAGAGCGCAGACGGUCCCUGCGGAUGCUCAGCAGGAGUAUUUCAUGAAACUGAACGAAAUUGCUAGACUGAGAAAGCAGUUUGCGAAUUGGGAGCCGGUGUACAAGGGUAGCAACAAUGCAAAUGGACAGAACGAGAUAAUAGAGCUGGUGGAGAAGAAUGAUCGAAAGGCUGCAGCAGAGGACAACACCCAAAGGACCGGAGUAGGACGUAUGAUGCGGUCGUGGCAGGGCAAAAGUAACAGUGAGAGUAAACCGAAGAAAGACGUGGAGGAAGAUGAACCGAGACCGCAGCCAGGAGUGUGGGCAACAACGGAGGAUGCAGUAUGAACACCCUGUAGAGUUUAAACUUAUAAAACGCCGAAUGGCUUGUAAUACCAAUAUUUAUGGCUUUAUUUGUUGUAUAAGUGAUAGUAGAAUGGC
This is a messenger RNA of Mollisia scopiformis, 1494 nucleotides long. RefSeq lists its product as uncharacterized. Bases 121 to 1401 code for a protein of 426 amino acids. Lineage: Eukaryota; Fungi; Ascomycota; Leotiomycetes; Helotiales; Mollisiaceae. The record is from RefSeq and is a predicted model, not a curated record. The transcript is spliced from 3 exons.